AUGCCGGCCUACAAUAUAGUCGUCUUUGGUGGCGACUACGCCGGUCCUGAGGUCAUCGCCGAAGCAGUCAAGACACUCAAAGUGAUCGAAAAGAACAGGCCAGACACGACAUUCAACUUCCAGGAUCAUCUGUUCGGCGGUGCCUCUAUCGACGCACAUCAGAAUUCACUCACAGAAGAAGCCCUCACGGCCGCAAAGAAUGCCCACGCUGUACUCCUCGGUGCUGUCGGCGGUCCCAAGUACGGCACCGGCCCCAUCCGCCCAGAACAAGGCCUCCUCCGCCUCCGCAAAGAAAUGGACACCUACGGCAACCUCCGCCCCUGCUUCUUCGCCUCCCCAACCCUCACCUCCCAGUCGCCCCUGAAAGAGUCCGUCUGCAAGGACGUCGACUUCACCAUCGUCCGCGAACUCACCGGCGGCAUCUACUUCGGCGAGCGCCGCGAAGCCGACCCGGCCAAAGACGGCCCCGACGAAUCCGCCGAAGACCGCGAACCAUAUUCCCGCGCAGAGAUAGAACGAAUCACCCGGUUGGCAGCACAUUUGGCGUUAGCCAAGAAUCCGCCUUCAAAGGUGUGGAGUUUGGAUAAGGCGAAUGUGCUGGCUACGUCAAGACUGUGGCGCCGCGUAGUCACAGAAAUCAUGUCCACCGAAUUCCCUCAACUCCAACUCGAGCACCAACUGAUCGACAGCGCGGCCAUGAUAAUGGUCAAAAACCCGCGCCAACUCAACGGUAUAAUCGUUACAUCCAACCUCUUCGGGGACAUCAUCAGCGACGAAGCGAGCGUCAUCCCAGGCAGUCUAGGCCUCCUCCCGAGCGCGAGUCUGAGUGGUGUGCCGGAUGGGAAGGGGCUAUGUAAUGGAAUCUACGAGCCGAUUCACGGGAGUGCGCCGGAUAUUGCGGGGAGGGGGGUCAUAAACCCUGUGGCGGCGAUAUUGAGUGUGGCGAUGAUGUUGUUGUAUAGUCUGAACAUGCCCAAGGAGAGUUUGUUGGUGGAGCAGGCGGUCAGGGUGGUGAUUGAGAAGGGGAUCACGACGAGGGAUAUUGGCGGGACGAGCUCUACGAAGGAGGUUGGUGAUGCUGUGGCGGAGACGUUGGAGGCGUUGAUGAAGCAGACUUCAAGUUGA
Messenger RNA from Cyphellophora attinorum, 1125 nucleotides. RefSeq names its product 3-isopropylmalate dehydrogenase A. Gene Ontology annotation, biological process: L-leucine biosynthetic process. Gene Ontology annotation, cellular component: cytosol. The record is from RefSeq and is a predicted model, not a curated record. Lineage: Eukaryota; Fungi; Ascomycota; Eurotiomycetes; Chaetothyriales; Cyphellophoraceae. The transcript is spliced from 4 exons. Gene Ontology annotation, molecular function: 3-isopropylmalate dehydrogenase activity; NAD binding; magnesium ion binding. Bases 1 to 1125 code for a protein of 374 amino acids.